AUGAAGCACAGAUCGCCGAGGACCCGGUGCGCGCCGCCGCCGGUGGGAGUGCCAGCGCGCGGCUGGGGAGGGAGGACGCUGCUGGUGGCGGUUCGGAGGGACGCGGCCGGGAGGGAGCUGCUCACCUGGGCGCUGGCCAAGGCCGCCUCCGCCGGCGACCGCGUUGUUGCCCUCCACGUCACCACCGCCGGAGCCGCCGACGGGUUCGGGCCGGACGAGAGGAGCAGAGCCGCCGAUUCGCUGGCCUCCGUGCUCGGCGCGUACGACGGCUUCUGCAAUCUCAGCCAGAUCAACCUGGAGCUCAGGGUCUGCCAUGGAUCAUCCGUCAAGAGGGCUUUGGUAAACGAGGCCAUCUCCUACGGCGCCGCGCAACUCAUCCUCGGGAUCACCAAGAACUCUAGGCAUCUCGGAUUGUCUGCCACCGUUGUGGCCAAGUACUGCGCGAAGAGGGUUCCGCAGAGCUGCACGGUUCUCGCGGUCAGCAAUGGCGCCGUCGUGUACCAUGGGAACGCAAUACAGGAGGAGAUCAACCACUGCUGCACUACAACAAAGAUCACCAACAACCCAGUACAACACACGCCACAAAAACACACGCACACAUCCAAGGCAGGAUACAUAGGCGCUGAGCGCAGCAACACCACCCCUAGCACUACAAGAGUCACUGGGGGCCUCAACCGUGAACACGCCACCGCGAGGAGAAGAAGCUACAUACGACGCACCAUGGGCUUCAAGGCGGUGCCUACAAGAAGGUUACGACACCGAAGUGCCGCCACCGCCCGACCCAAGGAUCAGAGUUUCCUCCGGAGCAACACGACGGGCAGCGAGAGUCGUGGCAACGCCUUCAAGAAGGGUACGAGCUUCGCCGUCGCCGGUCAAUCCGAAGAUAGAACAGGUUUUCACCCCCGACCAAUAUUCACCGCCACCAAACGCCACACCCUGGCUACCACGCCGCCCACACGGCCAUGGCCACCAGGCAGCACCAAGUCACGGGCUUUGCCCAAAAGCACCGCGACACCACCACCAGGGCCGCCGCCCCAGCAUCCAGGACCUUGA
This is a messenger RNA of Aegilops tauschii subsp. strangulata, 1053 nucleotides long. The record is from RefSeq and is a predicted model, not a curated record. NCBI's taxonomy places the organism in Eukaryota, Viridiplantae, Streptophyta, Magnoliopsida, Poales, Poaceae.